UGCGGUGCUCUAACCUCAGGGCCAAUCCAAAGGAGCCGCUGUCCUCUUUCACCCAUCUAGGUUGUCGCUGCCGCCUCCUCCAGAUUCCGGAGGCGAAGCACUGGAAAGAGAGGAACAUGGACGUGGCUCUCGCCCCGCUCCGUGCCUGGGACGAUUUCUUCCCGGGCUCUGAUCGCUUCGCCCGGCCGGACUUCAGGGACAUUUCCAAAUGGAACAACCGUGUAGUGAGCAAUCUGCUUUAUUACCAGACCAACUACCUGGUGGUGGCUGCCAUGAUGAUUUCGGUCGUGGGGUUUCUGAGCCCCUUCAACAUGAUCCUUGGAGGAAUCAUUGUGGUGCUGGUAUUCACAGGGUUCGUGUGGGCAGCACACAAUAAAGACAUCCUCCGCCGAAUGAAGAAGCAGUACCCCACAACCUUCGUGAUGGUGGUCAUGUUGGCCAGCUACUUCCUCAUAUCCAUGUUUGGUGGUGUCAUGGUCUUUGUGUUUGGCAUCACUUUUCCAUUGUUAUUGAUGUUCAUCCACGCAUCCCUGAGACUUCGAAACCUCAAGAACAAGCUGGAAAAUAAAAUGGAGGGAAUAGGUUUGAAAAAGACGCCAAUGGGCAUUAUCCUGGAUGCCUUGGAACAGCAGGAAGAGAGCAUCACCAAAUUCGCUGACUACAUCAGCAAAGCUCGGGAGUAAACCCUCCAGCCUGGUGACUGGGCCGGCAGCAGGAAUCCAGUUGCACUUUUCCCUUGCUCAGACCCAUUUUCUGUCUGUGGUUUUGAAACAGAAGGUGCACGUCUUACCAUCCAACUCUCCACGGCAUCAUGCAUGCACACGCCCACCUGUUAAGAUCUCCACUAUGACCCAAGGAAGGGCCUCGGAAACCACAAAAAUACAGACCCACUGUCCCGUUAUGUCUGAAGCUUCCAGUGUGUUUUUGAAAGAUAAUUGCAGGUUGGACAGCAAUGGUACUAUUCUAUUGUAGGGGAACAGCCAUUGUAGCAUCUGGAGACAAUACUGAAUAAGUGAAAAGUUAGUCACAGUAGAAGAUGCCGUGUGUCCGUCUGUUUCUCACCCUGUCUGACAUCCCCUCCAAAAUCCCCUACGGCUAUGAUGUGUUGGGUAUGUUAGAAUAGCCGUAUUAUCUUUCUUGUCUUAGAGGUGAUCUCUAUCCCUUUGGGGCCUGUUUGAUGUGCGGUGGAAACUGGAUCAGCCAGUUGUUUAUAUUUUGUUUAUGAAUAUGAAGUUAGCUGUUUAGGAUAAUGUUUUGUUAAAUUUUUGUAAACUUUUUAAAAGGGUAGCAAUACGCUUUCACCGGAAGGUAUUUCUUGCAAACUAAAUGUCAUCCUCUUGGGGUGGGGGUGGAAGGGUAGUUACAGCUCUGUGGCUUCCAUUAUUCUUGACUUGUUAAAAAAAUAAAUACGUAAAACCAAACUUGAGUUGUUUAUAUGACACGUUUGUUACUACAAUGAAUAAAAGGUGUUCAAGAUAAUAUUU
Microtus ochrogaster (prairie vole) is the source of this 1484-nucleotide messenger RNA. RefSeq names its product ARF like GTPase 6 interacting protein 5 (gene Arl6ip5). The record is from RefSeq and is a predicted model, not a curated record. NCBI's taxonomy places the organism in Eukaryota, Metazoa, Chordata, Mammalia, Rodentia, Cricetidae. Gene Ontology annotation, biological process: negative regulation of transport. Gene Ontology annotation, cellular component: membrane.